AGCGUUCGAACGGUGCGCACCUGUUGACGGUUUUUUGGUAGUUUAUUUGCUGUUGGCCUUACCCAGCUGGUGAAAUUUUCCAUUAUUAGCGUUAUUUAUGUGCAAAAUCUAAUUGAAAAUAACGUGCAACAGCGCUGCACGCAAAAACAUCCAUCAUAUCUCGUCGAUUGCAAUCGUGUGAUUAAUGGAAACGCUUUGAGCUUGAACACACACGGGCAAAGCCAAAACAUGCCUCGCCAAGGCACAGUUGAUCAAUAAAAACAACGAAAUACCGAAAAUAAAUAAUAGAAACCCUGACAAUAACCCCUCAAAGAGGCAAAAGAGUGUGGCCGCGGAACUCGUAGUUUAUGCAAACAUGCGACGAAAGCCACAGAAUUCAACACACAAUACACCAUCGAGUAGAGCCGGAGACAGAGGCGGAGGAGGAGGAGGAGGAGAAGGUUGGGGCACCUCCCAGCCAUCAGCAAUUUCCAACAAUAGAAUGCCAAGAGACCAUCGACACUUGAUGGCCAUGGCUGUGUCGUUGUUGCCACUGGCUCUUCUGCUGCUCCUCGUACAAACAGCAGCUGGUCAACAACAGAGCAUCUCACAGAUCUCCCCCAAGUCGAGCAGCCACCGCAUUCCUGCUCGCAUGAGCAUCGAGAGCACAGUUGCGGACUCCAUAAACAGCAUGGCGGAGGGUCCCUCUUUGCCCCUCGACAUCAACGAUAAUGAAACACGGGCGGAAAGAGUGGAACGCUCGGCAUCGCCCAUCCUGCAUGAUCGCCAACCUGUCGGACCCAACGACGUGCACUUUCCCGAGGAGCUGGAGAAGGACGUCUCUGCCGGAAGGUACUUUCACUACAACAUCAAGCCCACGGGAACAUUCGACAACCAGCAGGAGCAGCCAGAGCGAACGGUCUCGGCGAUAAGGGCUGGGAAAACCCUCUCGAUGGGGAGCAGUAGCUCAGAGCAGUCUUUUUUAGGGCGGGGGGACCUGCGACCGCCAGCGUCGGGGUCCCCGAUUCGGCCGAGUCUGAGCAGUACUGUCACCUCUUCGACGGGGGCCAGUGCCACCCAGGCGCCGCAUAGUCCACGCCAGAACGGAAAUCCCGACAUCCAGGACAUCAUCACGGGCAUCGUCAAGCUCCUCAAUGGCAAUGUCAAUGUCCACGCGAAUACUCAAGGGGUCAGGCGACCCUCGGCCAGUAGGAUCAAUAAUCGGGGUCCACCAAGAAUCUCCGAGACCCAGAACCUGCCCAUUGACUAUGAGGCUCAGAAGCCAGGAACUUCGAUGCGACCACCGCCUUAUCCCUUUGAUCGUCCGGAACGGCCAUUCAUUACCGGAGUGCCCAUUCCCGAGCAGAUUGUGCCCGUGCGUCCAGGAUUCGUUAGCAAUCGUCCACCUUGGUACCGCAAUAAGCCACGUCCACCCAUUGCCACAAGUGUGGGAGGCAAUCGGAGACCCCUGCCCCAGUACAAGCCCCUUCCAGCUCCACAGGUCCAGUCAUCGCCUCAACCUCAGGAUCACCUGGAUAAGAAGAACGAGCAGGAGAAGGAACAGAAUCACCAGGAGCAGCAUCAGCCAGCAGACGAUGUGGUACAACCCACUGACACCACUUACGAUUCGGAGUUCUCUAAUGAAGAUGCCAAUGCCCAGUACAUCGAAGUGUCAGACCAGGAUACGGAUGCCACUGGUGGUGGAGAGGUAGAAGAUGAACUGCAGCCGCCUCCCGCUCCACCUUCGACGACCAACAAUCCUCCAACUCCGCCAACCACACCUUCGAAGAAGAAGCACAAGCCAAAACCAGGAAGUGAGAAGAAGAAGCUACCAGAAGAGUCUCCCUUCGAUGAUGGCAUGACCACCAUCAUUGAGACCAGUUCCGUGGUGCACACUGUGAUGGGCAUGUCCUCCACGUACGUGCCCAUGUCUAUGGACAGUUCGGAAAGCCUCGGUCUGGAUCCCUCCACUGAGGAGGUGAUCUUCAUGACCGCCAAUCGAACACCCGGCCUGGAGACGAGUGCCACCUCCUCUCUGAGCAUCUCUACUUCCUCCAACCUGGCCUCAGCCAUCCAACCUUCGUCCUCCAAAGAUUCCACUACCACAACCACCACAACCACAACCACCACUACUACCACUAGCAGCUCCACCUCAACCACCACCCCGCCAUCUACUACGAGUUCCACUGAAAGUGCGCCACCUAAUAGUUCCAAUGCUAACACCAAUGCCACUCCGCCCGCCCCCUACCAUCCUCGCCCUGGAAUAGUCCUCGACGAUCCCGAAUUCAAACCCGGUGGCCGUCCACGCCCACCCAACCAGCGUCCACCCACUCAACAGACCCUUCCUUUGCCAGCAGUGCAACCCACAAGGCAGCAUCUGCCACCCGGGUACGGAGAAAUCUUUGAUGUUACACUGUCCGCCAUCCAGGGACCUGGUCCCAAGGGCAGUGGAUCCCAGCAGACGAUCAACAUCAAGCCAUACGGAACCUAUGCGGCGGGCGGAGGUCAGGGCGACAUCAUUGUGUCGGCAUCAGGUGACGACGGCUUUGUCUCGAUCGACGGCAAGCGCACUUACAUCAAUCUCUUUGGUGACCCCACAGAUCCCCCAGCGGGAGCCUCAACUCCAGCCACGCGUCUGCCUCAGUUGCCAGGCUCUGGAUCAGGAUCUGCACCAGGAUCUGCUCCGGGAGUUAGCGCCAGCAGUGGUGGAGGUGGUGGUGGUUCCUCCAGCCCCCCUGCUGUCCCUGCCAACGCAGUCACCCAGAGCAGUGGUGGGUAUGUGGUGCCCGAAACGGAGGUGGUGGAUCUUCAGGGUCACAGCAAGCCCCAAGGAGGAGCCCCCACAACGAAUGCUGGACCCACGAGACCUCACUACCGACAGAGACCAACACAGCCACCCGUAAGGAUCGACACCUGCAUUGUGGGCGAUGAUUCAACGUGCGAUCAGGCGCAGCACGAGAGGUGCAAAACGGACAACGGAGUUUCAAGCUGCCAUUGCAGACCAGGAUACUCCCGGCGAAAGCAUCGGGAGCCCUGCCGACGAGUCAUCUCCUUCCAUCUGGGCAUGCGCGUGGACAGGAUCUACGAGCAUCGAAUUGUCUGGGACACCAAGCUAAUGGACAAACAUAGCGAACCCUUUGGCCAGCUCAGCUACGAAUCCAUAAGAGCGCUGGACUCGGCAAUGUCGAUGACGCCCUACUCAGACGAGUUCAUGGAGGCCAAGGUGAACAACAUCUACCGAGGAGAUCCUAACCUGGGCGGAAGCGGUGUCUAUGUAAACAUGACCAUCAAGCUUGACGAGAGUGUGGAGACACUGCGACCCAACCUGCGCAGCGAUGUUCAGAAGCAUCUUCUGGGUGUUCUCCACCGGCGAAACAACAACAUUGGCAACUCCGUGCUGUAUGUAAGCUCUCCCGAGGGAGCAGUGUCGGCUCUGCAGGAUCUGGAUGAGUGUCAGUCACCGGAACUGAAUGAUUGCCAUUCCGGCGCCACUUGCACCAACACCUGGGGCAGCUUCCGCUGCGCCUGUGAAGCGGGACUCCGAGAUCCGUGGGCUGACCAACCGGCGCGAUCCGGACGCGAGUGUCAGGCCUGUGCGGACUCCGUUUGUAAUAACCACGGCACCUGCAGCUACGGGGACGAUGGGGCACAGGUGUGCACCUGUGACUCCAGCCACUAUGGCGCCCAAUGUGAAAUCGACGGCGAAGUGCUGGGUGUGGCCAUAGGCGCCUCUGUAGCAGCCAUUAUCAUCAUUGUCCUGACCCUCGUGUGCCUGAUCAUGUGGUCACGGCGUUGGCAGCGUGAGCAGAAGAACGCCAUGGGCUCACCAGUGUUUGGAUACAUGAACACAGCUCCUCUGAAGUCCGCCGGACUGCCACAGGCCGCCUACCAGGUGACUCUGGAGGACAGAAUGCGCUGGGCCCAGAUUGCCGACGUCAUGUCCCAGACGAACCACUACGGGCAGGCUGAGCCCAUCGGACCCACUCGGCCAUCUUCGGCGAUGUUUGCUUAUCCGAACCUGGGAGGAAUGGGAAUGGGCACGCUGGGCGGGAUGUCACUUCAGAGCACCAUGCAGAUGCAUCCCAGUGCCACGCUGGCUCCUCCAGUGCCAUUGCCCAGAAGACUUGGCCUGGGUCCCCGCUCAAAUGGAAUGCGCACCUUGGAGAACUCCAGUUCGAGCGAGGAGGAGGAUCGCGCUGAUCUGCUGGGACGCAACUUCCAAGUGCCACGCCCCAAGAGCCGCAGCAACGGCAGCAUAGCGAACCAAUCUGGCAUCUAUUACGAUGUGGACUAUGAGCCGUCCGGCAAUGGAAUUGGAAACUCCAGCGUGGACCACCUGUACGGCUCGCACAACCAGUCCGUGACGCACUCGUCAGCCCACAGCCACAUUCCGGGACCGCAGGGCAUUCCGAUGAGCACGUACACCUCGGGCCGAGCUGGUCCUGGAAGCUACUACAUGAAGUGACCACGCCUGGCCGAAAAGAACCCCAAACCCUGUACAUAUGCAACGUAGACUAAGGCGACUAAAACCCUUUUCCACUGCAGUCCCCGCGGCGACUGCAGCUGAGACGCGUUUUGAAGGAUCCCCCUUUUAGCAUGAGAAACGUAGACUUAGGACUAUCUGUAGGUUCCAUCUAGAUGUACGCAAUGCAAGCAACAACUAAUCAUUAAUCUUAGAGCCCCUUUUAAACAUUUAAAUUAUUUAACUGCUGUCCACUUAAAGUCAAAUCCCUUAAACUAGUUGCUUAGCUUACUUUACUAUGUUAAAAUCUGUAAACUAAUUAAGUUCAUAUAGCGAGAUUGUCUGUUUAUGUAUAUAAAUGAAUAAAAGAUUUAAAUUUACCAUGA
Drosophila eugracilis is the source of this 4827-nucleotide messenger RNA. RefSeq names its product mucin-5AC (gene pwn). NCBI's taxonomy places the organism in Eukaryota, Metazoa, Arthropoda, Insecta, Diptera, Drosophilidae. The record is from RefSeq and is a predicted model, not a curated record. Gene Ontology annotation, molecular function: calcium ion binding. The coding region runs from base 356 to 4444 and encodes 1362 amino acids. The transcript has 10 exons.